Messenger RNA from Priapulus caudatus, 1002 nucleotides. RefSeq names its product 39S ribosomal protein L23, mitochondrial-like. Gene Ontology annotation, biological process: mitochondrial translation. The record is from RefSeq and is a predicted model, not a curated record. Gene Ontology annotation, molecular function: structural constituent of ribosome. Bases 74 to 538 code for a protein of 154 amino acids. Gene Ontology annotation, cellular component: ribosome; mitochondrial large ribosomal subunit. The transcript has 5 exons. Lineage: Eukaryota; Metazoa; Priapulida; Priapulimorpha; Priapulimorphida; Priapulidae.
UCACGUUGCGAGAUCGGUGUUGGAAAAUCUUAGUGUUUGUCUAGCCUUACAGACUUAAGCAACACUUUCUGCAAUGUCAACCAAAUUGUAUCCACUUUAUCAACUUGGGAAUCCACGGACGCGGGUGUUUCUACCAGAUUUUUGGAUGAAACUAGUUGCUUCUGUCCGAGAUCAACCCAAACACAUUGUUACCUUCCAUGUGCAUCCUAGAAUGUCAAAGCUGGAUGCAAAAAACUAUCUUGAGAAAAUCUAUGGUGUAAAAGUUGCAAAUAUACACAAGCGGAUAAUAGCAGGGGAGUACAAAAAGCAUCCGUUCUAUGGACAUGUCACGGAGAGAAAAGAUGAGACAAAGGUCUUCUUCAUUCAUCUGGCUGACGAACAAACGUUUGAAUUUCCGGAUAUAUUUCCUGAGGAUAAGAAAAGCAGUUCGGAGGACCAGAUAAAGCAGUACUCAGAAAUACAGAAACAGGCACGGAAAGAUCAAAACGUUCAGUGGAAAGAGUACCGACCUGGGGUACCAUCUUGGUUUAGUUUAUAGCAUUUCGUCAAAUUAAACUUCCAAACUGUAAAUGAAUUUGUACUGAAUGUAUAGUAUAAUAAUUAUGUUAGCAUAUGUUUUUAUACAUAACAUGCUUCUUGUUGAAAUGUCACCUUUGUGUAUGCUAUUAGUUAAAUUAAAAGAAUGUAAUAAUGAAACAAUAUUUGAAUAUGUUGUUUACAACUGUUUCUUGUUUGCCUGUUGGGCAAUUGCUAAUCUAGAAGUUGCGCAUUAUAUCUUCAGGAGUGUCAUAAUAUAGACAUCGGGCGUGAAUGCCCGCCACUUGACUAGGUAAAUACCGAAAACCAUGUCUGAUGUUCGAUGCUAUAACUACAUAAUAAGAAGAGGUAUCAAUACAAAGUAAAGUGUGAGGGCAAGUGGGAUGUACAACACUACUUCUGGUGUCAUUUUUAUUGAGUUUCACGAAAUAAAUCCUAGUUAAACUAGGGCAUGGAUAUGUUGAA